This is a messenger RNA of Paralichthys olivaceus (Japanese flounder), 995 nucleotides long. RefSeq names its product EEF1A lysine methyltransferase 3 (gene eef1akmt3). Gene Ontology annotation, molecular function: protein-lysine N-methyltransferase activity. The record is from RefSeq and is a predicted model, not a curated record. Gene Ontology annotation, biological process: peptidyl-lysine methylation. Gene Ontology annotation, cellular component: cytoplasm; cytosol. Lineage: Eukaryota; Metazoa; Chordata; Actinopteri; Pleuronectiformes; Paralichthyidae.
ACUGUAUGUGAAGGAGACGUGGUUUAGCUCACGUGACCCGGAAGAAGAAGCCCAGUGGACGUAAACACCGCAGACUUUAAGAAAGUUAGUUAACAGACUUCACCCACCACCUACCAUGACUUGUAGCGGGGACGAGGAGUACUCGUUCCCCGUGGAUGACUGCCUGUUCGCGGACACGUUCAGUCAGGAGAGCGUGUUCACUUUGUGGGGCGAGGAGCUGAAGAUAAAACAGGUGUUCGGUGGCAACCUCGGAGUCGCUGCCCCGGUCUGGAAAUCUGCGUUACACCUGUGUCGGUACAUGGAGGAGCAGAGAGUGGAGCUGCGGGGACAGCGCGUCAUCGAGCUGGGAGCAGGGACAGGAGUGGUCGGUAUUCUGGCUGCUCGUCUCGGUGCAACCAUGACUCUCACAGACCUUCCUCUGGCUGUCACACAGCUCCAGGCCAACGUCUCAUUGAACAUGCCAUCCAGUGGUUGGCCUUCUUCUCCUCCUACCGUCCUCCCUCUGUCCUGGGGUGAGGACCACAUGAACUUUCCGUCUGACUGGGAUCUGGUGUUAUGUUCAGAUAUAAUUUACCUCCCAGAGACGUAUCCACUGCUUUUGGAGACUCUAACUUACUUGUGCAAGAACGGUGCUGUUGUUUAUUCCUCGUCCAAGAUGAGAAAAGAGCAUAAGACUGAAUUUUUCUACGAGCAGUGUCUGCCGAGCAGAUUUAAUGUGGAGCUUGUGCAACGUGAUGACAAACGAAACAUUAAUAUCUACAAGGCAUCUCUAAGGACAGAUCAGUGAAAGCAAGGACAGUCAUCUACAGGCUUGGGACCAGUUACUGUACUGAAAAGUUAUGUCUCUGGUUCCUUGGAUAUGGUUUUUUAAGUAGCAGUGAAGACAUUCUGCCACAGGAAGCUGCUAGAGUAUAGAUUCUUUGGCAGCAAAUUGCACCCUACUGAUUGAUGUUCUCCUUAAAUGUUCAGUGUGUAAGAUUUAGGUGAAAGGGAUU